UUCAUCACAUGUGCAUUGGGGAAGGAAGUGAACAAAAUGGGAGUUUUGACAAAUGUUAUUUGGGGAUUUGUUGUUGUGUUUGUUUGCCUAUCGAUAGCCAAAUUCGGCGUAGGUUUACACUACAUCAAUAAAUGCCCAGCAGAUAACAAGAUUCCAGAGUUCAUGGUGGAAAAUAGUUGUGUCGUAACGGUCAUCGAUAUUCUUGUUGGACUUACAAAACUAAAUGAAGUGAAAGGUUUCCUCAACACUAUACAGGAUGAUCAUCGCAUAACUGUCAUUGUUGCUGACCAUUUAAUUAGCAUGAUUAUCGCAACAGUAUAUGUAGGUAAGCCGUACCCUUACUUAAAUGGAGUCUGUGAUGGUGCCGAUGUAUGUUGUAACCAGAAUUUAAUACGGUUCGCUCUAGGUGUUGUAAUAACAGAAUGGAUACUAUGUUUUUUGGUGUGCCUGUUUUUAUGUUGAUUGCACAUUUCAUUUGGGAUAGAUAAUCUAUUUCUUCGUUACGGAGGAGCACCAUUCAUUUCUUAAACUCGGUUAAAGAAACAGUUAUAUUCAAGUAUUUCGAACAAUGAAUUAUAAUGAAAAUGAUGUUUUCUUAUUUCAUAUAAAUAUUUUGGUUUUAUUUCAUAUAAAUAUUUUGGUUAUUUGAUGUUUUCUGCAUAGAUUUCAGAUUUCAAAAUAAUGUUGUUUGGAGCAAAUAUUCUGUGUUUGUAUUUUAUGUUUAUCUAUUUUAUGACAUGAGCAUUUGUGCGGUAAAAGCAACAUAUUCUAUAAUGAAAAUAAAAUUGACCUUGAUUCGAAAGAAAGUACGAUGCUGAAUUUGUAUUCAUCAAGUCAAUUUGUAUAUAAAUUACUGUCAGAAAUUAGAAAAGUCAAACUAGCGUUGGGUUAAACACGGCUUUAGUUACAGCCGUGAGAUAAAUUAGAAGAAAUGAACAGUGGAAUUAUAUUGUACUUUCAAACAUCCAAUAUGACGGAAAAAUCCAAGAUGGCCGCUAUAAUAGUUUAUGAUUUCAAAAAACGCUUGCUUAUUCU
Ruditapes philippinarum (Manila clam) is the source of this 1035-nucleotide messenger RNA. RefSeq lists its product as uncharacterized. Bases 37 to 462 code for a protein of 141 amino acids. Lineage: Eukaryota; Metazoa; Mollusca; Bivalvia; Venerida; Veneridae. The record is from RefSeq and is a predicted model, not a curated record. The transcript has 4 exons.